AUGAGGAAGGAGAGCGGGAGGACAGAGGAGCCCGAAGAGAGGGUGAGGGGGACUUCGACAUGCCUACGUAGGAAAGGAGAAGGCGCACAACAAUGCGCCUGUUCCUCCCCUUCCAGAAGCAGACCAGUUUUGGUAGUUCAAAUACUACAAUGCACCCGGGAAAAAAGGGCAGCUUUGAUUUCGUGGAGAGAGACCCACCAGAGGGUCCUGUUGAGAUGGAAGCCUCCCUCGCACCCUGUAUCAAUCCCCCGGCCCGCAGGCCACCGAGGACAGCGAGGAGGAUCCAGGGGAGAGAGCACCCUUUAUAAAGGACGAGGACAAGUCCUCCAGCCCAGAGACGGAAGAGAGGAGCUCCCCAAUGGACAAAAUGCCUCUCCGGUCUCCCCAUUUCCUCAUGGCCUGCCAAGCUGGAAGAAUGGUUCCUCUCUGUCUCCAGGCUCCACUCCUUCCCCCUCAAGUUGGAGAGGUGUCUCCCCGGACACCCCGUCACCAAAGUACACCUCCCCCAUUUUAACCCAACGGAAGGGCUGCGUCGCCUGAGAAAGCCACAGAGGAUUUGUGUCCUUUGCCUCGGUGCCGAACGGAACCGGAGCUAACUCACCUGCUACCCCCACAGGGGGGUCUUUGGUUUCCUCUCCCUGCUGACUAGAUCAUUGCUCUCCUCGCCCAUUUGUCCUUCGGGAGAGCUUCUUCCUUCUUCCGCACCGGUCAGCACAGUGAACAAGUCCUUUUCCAGUAACCUCCCCCUCUCCUUGCAGCAGAGCCUCCAGCACACCCGGCCAAACCUCCAAAUCGACCAAACCAGAGACUAUACCACAUCAAAACCUUUUCCCUGCCACCGCCUCAAGGUUUUGGUAAGGAUCCUUUCAUGUUGUUCCUGUGCCUGUCGAUCUUGCUGGAGCAUCGAGACCACAUUAUAAAACAGCUUCGAUUACAACGAGCUGGCUAUGCACUUUGACCGCCUUGUCCCGCCGACCAAUCUUGGGCAGGGUGCUGCAACGCGCCAAGGCCUUGUUUGCGGACUCACUGCAGAGUGAGGUGUGGGAUUCGGAGGAAGGGGAUGAGGUCAGCUCGGACUCGCCCACCACAGUCCCCUGCUGCUCUCCACUCCCCCCCCCUCCGCCACCAGGCCUCUUUUUAACCCCUUUGUCAUCCCCCCACAACCAUCCUCUCCAAACUCCACCUAUAAACCUGGCUGACACCAUACCUUCCCCUUCUUCACCG
This is a messenger RNA of Coregonus sp. 'balchen', 1224 nucleotides long. The record is from the annotation of a GenBank genome assembly. Lineage: Eukaryota; Metazoa; Chordata; Actinopteri; Salmoniformes; Salmonidae.